AUGGCAGACUUGUUUGGCAACAGCAGCACCAGCACCGGCAACAACAAUAACAUCAACAAUCCAAACAGCAUCAAUCAAAAUAGCAACGACAACCUGGGACGCCAUCUCCGACCCGACAGACCACCGACAGCCGUCGCCGCCGCCGCCGCGACAACCACCAACGCCGCAGACUUGCCCGUUUCCGCUGCCAGUGCCAGUACCGCCGCCGCCGUGACAACUUCAGCCUCGUCCGUCUCUCCGAAGCCCACCAAGCGGUCCUCGGCAACGACAUGCGUCACCUGUCGUGCCCGUAAAGUCCGCUGCGACGGCCGCCGGGACAUCUGCUGCAACUGCGAGCGCCUAGGCUUCACCUGCACUUACGAAGACCCCAACUCCGAUCCUAAUGGCCUCUCAUCCGCCCCUUCGUUUCCCUUGCCUAGGCGUCGCGUCCGUCAAGCUUGUGAGAGCUGUCACUCUCGCAAAGCUCGAUGCAGUGGCGACACCCCCACCUGUGUUCGCUGUCGUGCUCAGGGCCUCGAGUGCGUCUACAGAGCAUCUAAGAGAGCUCGUCUGAGCAUCCACCAUACUCCUCGCCUCGACCAACUCGUCAGAUCGCCGACAACAUCAUCCGCCGCAGCUGUACCUACCCGUGACCAGCAGGCCCGUCGUUCUCAAUCAAGAGACGAUGCUGCCCAUGAUUCAGACGCUGGCGGCGCUGACGUUGUCGCCUCCAAUCGUGAUACUCCGAGCACCUUCAACCAGGAACUGUCUGCAUCAGAUCCGCAGUUUGAGUCGCUCAUAAGUCGUGCGCUCGACAACUUCUUCCGUCAUGUUCAUCACAUCCCCAUGUUGUCCUUCCUGCAUCGGGCCUCUCUCAUGCAACGCCAUCAUGCCGGUGGCCUCGACAGGCCACUUCUGCUCGCCCUCAUCGGCAUCACCAGCAUGCUCACCGACCUGGGUCCAGGCACGAGGGAGUACGGCGAAAAGUGCGUCGAUGAGUCCGAAGCCUUGAUCUUGAAGAGUCUGGAGAACCCUUCAACCAUCAAGGUUCAGACCCUCGCCCUCAUCAUCAAGUACCGCAUCUUAACACGCCGCUUCUCAAGCGCCUUCGUCCUCGCCGCCACCGCAGCUAGGUUCGCCAUGGCACUGCGUCUCAACCAUGAGAACAACGAUUUAUGUUUUCUCGCGCAGGAGUCGCGCCGCCGUCUAAUGUGGGCACUAUUCAUGAUCGACCAAGGCAUGGCCGGAGGCUACAGGGAUCUCACUCUAUGGACGCCCGAGCUCAUUCACAUCUCUCUGCCCUGCAACGAGAGAGACUUUGAGUUCGACCUCGCGCCGCCAUCGCUGCGGAGCCUGGUCCCUCAGCCCGACGAGUCCGAAAACGACGACAUCGGUAGUCUCGCGCUGCACGUACGAAUCCUCUGGCUACGCGGCAGAAUCCUAAAGUUCGCGAAAAGAGCUGCGGCAUGUUCCAACGACGACGAUUUGGCUCGGAUGCGUGACCAACUGCAGUCUUUCGCCAAGGAGCUGUCCGAUUUUGCCGAGCGUUUACCCGUGUCGUUCAGGUGGUCCGACAAUAGUUUGCGGCUGCGCGCGUAUUCCCCGCGGCUAUGCGUCUUCAUCAUGAUUCACAUUUGGUGGCGUCAAUGUCACUGUGACCUCUAUCGUCCAGGCUUGAUCGGGCUCAGGGACUCCUUGUCUCGUUCUGCUGCAGAACGGCUCGGUCCCGAAUUCAUCACCGGAUGCCAACGACAGUGCUUCGAACAUGCCCUAGAAAUGUCCAACAUGUUUACCUCCGUCAAGCAGCUCGAUCACUACCCUGUGGCAGACCUUGAUAUGCCCGUGUGCGCUUACCAGUGUAUUCGCAUGCUGUAUUACAUUUACCAUCUCAACGCCGAUGAGUAUGGACUCGCCCCGGACAUCCUCCGCAAGAAGGCGUCCAUCUGCCUUGAGGUGACCAAAGGCUGCUGUUCUGGAACUGCAGCGGUCUCUAUACAAGCCGAUCUUCAACGUCUCAUGGACCAUGGUCUCUCAGUACAGGCUACUCCAAGCCGGCUCGUUAGCGAAGAGCCACAUGACGAAAGAAAUGGCACAGGGCCAAAACGGGUAUCUCGGCUCAGCCGCGCCAAGCAGGUGCAACUGGUGGAUGAUCCCGACAGCGGUGCCCCUGCGGCCGACGAACUUACGAACCGGCCAUUCGGGAUUGGUGCCUGGGAAGACAUACAAGUUCCUGAAUCCGACAAGCCGGACGAGCAGAUGGUUGCGGCACCGCAACCUUCAGCACCGGGCUCCCUUGAGGUCAACAACGCGUUCGAGGGCGCAUUAGACAGUCUCGACUUCAACAUGGAGCCAAUGGGCCUGGAGUCUUUGAACUGGUUCACGACUGAGUGGGCGCAAGGAGACUUUCAAGAAUUUUGA
Colletotrichum karsti is the source of this 2397-nucleotide messenger RNA. RefSeq lists its product as uncharacterized. Gene Ontology annotation, molecular function: zinc ion binding; DNA-binding transcription factor activity, RNA polymerase II-specific; DNA binding. The coding region runs from base 1 to 2397 and encodes 798 amino acids. The transcript has 3 exons. The record is from RefSeq and is a predicted model, not a curated record. Lineage: Eukaryota; Fungi; Ascomycota; Sordariomycetes; Glomerellales; Glomerellaceae. Gene Ontology annotation, cellular component: nucleus. Gene Ontology annotation, biological process: regulation of DNA-templated transcription; DNA-templated transcription.